GCAACAUCCUGCUAAUAUAAAGAACAAAAAAAAACGACUCUUGAAAAACAAGAGCAGGGGAGCCAAGCUGAGGUAACUCGCCGGGUCUGUAGGAAGAAUCCUGACAGCAGAAAUCGGGGAAACGAAUGAGAAAGCAAUCGAUCACAGCCUAUUGAUCAACAAAUUGUCUUUAUAUUUAAACGUUGACGAAAGUACACAGAUGGACAACAGAAAUGCCCCUGAAGAUAAACCUGUCCAGCGCUCCAAAUCCUUCAGCUUCAAGACACCGAGGGAGGUGUGCUCGUCAUGUGAGAAGACCGUCUACCCCAUGGAGAGAUUGGUGGCUAACAACCUGAUAUUCCACUCGGCCUGUUUCUGCUGCAAACACUGCAACACCAAACUCAGCCUGGGCACAUUUGCUGCCCUUUCGGGUGAUUUCUACUGCAAGCCGCACUUCCAGCAGCUCUUCAAGAGCAAAGGCAACUAUGAUGAGGGCUUUGGCCGCAAGCAGCACAAGGAGCUUUGGACCUCCAAGGAGGGAGAGAACAUAACUAAGACUGCGUAGCCACGCCUGUCUGUGUCCCAACCGCUCUCCCACGGGAAAGGCUAUACGGACACUCCUGACCUGCAAACCGACUUUUAUUUUCAGAAUUGGUAACGGUCAGGGUUAGUUUUAGAUUUUGGGUAGUUUUGCAGGUCAGCAGUAUCCUACUGGCAUUUCCCAUCUCAUCCCCAAAGCUGCCUCUUCUCCACCUCCAACUUGUCAUAAAGAGCACCAACGUGUCAUAAAGAGCACCAACGUGUCAUAAAGAGCACCAACGUGUCAUAAAGAGCACCAACGUGUCAUAAAGAGCACCAACGUGUCAUAACGAGCACCAACGUGUCAUGAGGGGUGCGGUCAACGCUCCUGUGCUCUCGCUCCACAUGGAAGACACACACCCACGAUGACUGGCCAGUCGCCCCUGUUGCUCGACAUUUUUAUUUAGUGGAGCGUUUAUUCCUUUAAUUUGGUUUUAGUUUCAUUUUACAUUUGCUCUUUUGAAAUGUUUGAUUGUGACCAAACUGCUUAUUCACAAACCAGUGGUAUGUUUUUGUCUUUUUGAGGACUACAUAUCAUUGUUUUCUUGUUUAUUUUUCGGAUAAACUUGCACCCUUUUGGCGCAACAGGCGCAAGGGACCGUAUGCUCAGGUGAACAUAUGGUUAGAGAAGCUGGAGUUCACCCUCAGCUGUAGAACAUACUCAGGUCAACCAUACUGAGCUAGGUUCAUUAGCACGUUUGUAUUUUAUGACCUCUUUUUAGUUCCAUAUAGUCAAUUAAAUCUAACGCCAAUUUUAAAGACCAGUCCUCUGCAUUGCGGUAGCACCUGCGGAAGCCUAUUUGUGAGUUUGUCAGGGUUCACUUAUCUGAGAAACAAACAUGGUACUGUAAAACUGUCACACGUUCUCUCUCUCUCUCUGGGUACAUUUAGUUUAAUUCUGUCUUAUUGUUCAAAUAUUUUUUUUGCUCCUAUGAUCUGAAUGGCUGCUAGGUUUCAGUUCUGCAUGUUUGUCCUGUAUGAGUCUUAGCUGUCAUACCUUUAGUCUGUACUGCCCUCCUGUGUUCUGGGUGGCUUUUUAAAACUAAUCUACUUCAUUGACUCUUAAUCUCACUUUUCUGGAUUUAAAAGGCUCUCUUUGCUCUGUUAUUUGCUGGGUUUGAUGGUCAUGUGAUAAGUUGCUCUCACUCGUAGAGGCUUUUUCAUCUUUAUUCUGAAUAUGAGAAGUAUCUCAUAGGUGUUUGUACAUAGCUUGUGCUUAGUGAACAUAUCACACUAUACUGUGCACAUAUGACCAUGCAUGUUAAACAGACAAGUCUGUUUGAUUGACAGGGAACAUAGCCUAACAGGAAAUCACAACUGUCACGCUAAUAUCCCCUGCUGCUUCCUGUCCAUGCAGAGCUGUCUGUUCAUGUACUAAAUUGGGCUAAGUUGGUGUGUAAAACUAAGCGGGACUUUCGGAUCGUUCAAGACAAACUGUGAACUCUGGUGGGGAAGAAUGUCAAAUCCCGAUGUUUGUGAUCUGCCAAUUGGGAAAGUCAGCUCUAGAAAGAGGCCAGAGUUCCUGAAGCAGAAUUAUGAGUUGGAUGACUUUUGGAGAAGAAAAUCCAUCCGCUUUUUUCCUUUGAGUUCCCUGUUGUCUUGAAUGAAAGUCUGAGAAUUCCGUGUUCUGAAUGUGGCAGAAAUUCACAUAUGACUGGGAUGUCCUGACGGGGCCACAAGUGAAAUCACAUAAUGUAAAAAAAUAUAUAUAUAUUAUCGUUCUUCUCCAGUGACAUCACAUCUGCAAACAUAAAUAUCUUUUAUUAUUUUUUAUAAAUGCCUCAUGGCUUUCUUGUCUCGACUGCAUCACGUGAUUCUGAGCAGAGGUGGUGGAUUUGUGAAGAUGGUUCACUUCAGGCCGUUUACCAUUGGGGGAAAAAAUAGUCCGUUUCAGUCUGCUGAACAGGGGGGAUCUCUCAUCGACACCAAUGUCAGUGAUAGCAGCUGGGUCUGGUCUACUUUAUUGAAUAAUGUCAACAAAGAAUGAGGGAGUGGGAUGUCUCGCUGCUGCUUCGUCUUUGAUUUUGAGCACCAGGACCAAGUACUAUAUGAGGGGUGGGCGCUAACAGGGAAUGUUUGACCUGGGGCAUGUUCAGGGGGAAUUCCUACGCAGUGAGUAAAUCCCAGGCCAACAGUGCCCUAAACCUCGGAGUAGCGCCUCCUGGUGGUAGAGAGGUCGGAAAUGCUUGAGUCAGUUCAGCCAGUCCCAGUAAAAUCUUGAAAUAUUACAUAUCACACAAUUGUCAAUAAACACAUUUGCCCCCAGUAAUUUCUUCUGUAUAGCUUUUACUCAUUGUUUAAGAUGUGGGACUGGCCUCGGGAUAAAACGGUGUGCUACAGGUGUUUUUAGGUUGAAAUGUUUUAAAGCAACACCUGCUUUGGCCAACAAACUCAAUAGACAAAUUUUUUAUUUUCAUCAUUCUUGCUUUAGAAUGAUACUAAAACAAUUGAAUUACAUCAUUAGAGAAGUAUUCAAUGCCACAACACUUGAAUGACUCAAUGUAUAUUGUGACGGAAAGUUUACUGUGAAUUAUAAUCGCUUUGGAUAAAAGCGUCUGCUAAAUGGCAUAUAUUAAAUUAUUAUUAAAUUAUAGACUGGGUAGUUUGAGCCCUGAAUGCUGAUUGGCUGAAAGCCGUGGUUUAUCAGACCGCAUACCACGGUUAUGACAAAUCACUUAUUUUUACUGAUCUAAUUACAUUGGUAACCCGUUUAUAAUAGCAAUAUGGCGCCUUGGGGGUUUGUGCUAUGUCGGGCAUAUACCACACCUCUGGCUUCAUUGCUUAAUUAGAGCAUGCUGUGCAGAAUAGGAAAUAAAAUGAUACUUUUUGUUAAGUAAAGCCUUAGAAAUAAAUGGCAAAAACCAUGGUCUAACAUUAUUGCUUUAAAAAAAAUGUAUUUGUAAUUUUUUUGAGUGCACAUACCUUUCUCCCUGUUCCAGCCUAAUUCCCCUGUGAAUGGAAAAGAAUCCUUCUGCUUGUUUUCCACUUAGUCCCUGUGGUGGAUAUGAGUGGUUUCACUCAGCCAGAGGUUUACGAACCCGCUCAUCCUCCACUCUCUCCUGAAUGCUUUUCAUUUUUUCAGUACAUUUCCUCAAGUUUGUAAAGUUAUCUAUUUGUUUUUAACAUUUUGUAUUGGUCCUCGAGACCACCCAGAAUGCUUUGUAACCAAGAACAUCAUAUCAAAUAACACUGUGUCCAUAUUCUGUAAUGUGUGAGGAGUGUGCCAAGGUACAAUGGCGUUAUCCUGUGAAUAAACUUUCUUUGUAUAUAGAGAGAGAAAAAACUGGUACCAGGAGGCUCAGGUCUAUGAGAGCUGUGUGACUGUCUGUGUUCUGCGAGUCAUGUAGUUGUGUGCAAAAUUGGAUGUAGACUUAACAUUUAUUUUUCAAUGCAGGUGUCACUGUUGUCAAAAUGUAAAUGUAUGCAUUUAAAAACAAAAACGUGAUGUAUAACUUGACCUGUGGAUGGUGACCUUGCAAGCAAAAGGACGUUUUAGCUCUUACUCGUCUUUUACCUCUCCUCUCCUUCUUUUGGAUUAUUACUCCAGUUAAAUGUGUGUUGUAGAAGAACAUGAUUAUAAAUAAUGUGAUUUGCCCCCCACCCACACAUACACACAAUCAAAUGUAUUUGGUUUUAUCAUUUUCUUCCAGUAGUUUAUUUUAAUUUUUUACAUGCUUUUGGAAAAAUAAAUGAAGAUGCUGAUGUUGCUAA
Messenger RNA from Oncorhynchus gorbuscha (pink salmon), 4269 nucleotides. RefSeq names its product LIM domain-containing protein 2-like. The record is from RefSeq and is a predicted model, not a curated record. The coding region runs from base 200 to 544 and encodes 114 amino acids. The transcript is spliced from 4 exons. Gene Ontology annotation, molecular function: actin filament binding. Gene Ontology annotation, cellular component: actin cytoskeleton; plasma membrane. Gene Ontology annotation, biological process: actin filament bundle assembly. Lineage: Eukaryota; Metazoa; Chordata; Actinopteri; Salmoniformes; Salmonidae.